AUGCCAUCUCGUGGUGCUUCCCUCAUGGCAUUUAAUAACUCCAAUGGAGUUAAGGUGCUUGCCAGUGGUGACUCGGAUGAUGACGACUGGGUUACUGAGGAGGAGGAGGAGUUGGAAAAAGGUAACAGGAGGACAGCAAGGUCCAAAGGUAUGAGUAGUCGUAGGAAGAGGGUUAAAGAUAGUAGAAGGAAACAGCAAGAUGGUGAUGGUGAUGCCCAGAAGGAAGCUGAGAUGUUCAUUCACCUCAUGUCUGCUAUGCUUGAAGCUCAGCAGGAUAGGCAGCAACAGCAGUCUAAGAGAAUGGGACGAGUAUCUGAGGUGGGUGGUGGUGGUGGCUCAUCGACAACCUCCAAUAACAUGAGAUCUUCUACUGAUGAUUACCCUACUUGGGAUGACUCUUUUAUGAUGGAUGAUCCUUUUGAUGAUGACUAUGAUCCAUUCGAGGAUGAAAUACUAUUCGAUGAUGAUAGUGACGAGAAGGAGGAAGAGGAAGGGAGAUCUCCCAGGGACUUGGUGCAUUGGCCUACAAUGUGGCGACUACUUGCUGGAGGCAUUUCCUUUCAUGGUCAUUCUAAUGACAUAACUAAGGCUAUGGAAGGGCUCCUUAUCAGAGGGGAGUUGGCGAUGCAGACGUAUCAGCUUGGAUCAAGAGCAGCAGCGGUGAAUAUCAGGGAUCAGCUCUUGGAGGGGUUUGUAUUGCUAGUAGCUACAUUGAUCAUUGUUAGCAUUCAUAGGUUCCCUGGUGAUAGUAUCAAAGAAGCUGGUAUGAUGUCGGACUAUCUCUUUAAACGAUUCACUGGUACAUGUGAGGUCCUUGAUAUGAUGCCACAAUUGCUAGGGCUACUCAAACAAGCUAGAGAUGAAAAGAAGACGAAGGGUGCAAGAAGUGGUCAGCGUGAUGAUAGAGUCAUCACCGAGGUAGAUUUAGGAGCAUUUCUUCGUCUUGCUCUGGUACCGUUACAGCUGGGAGUGGUCCUCAUGGCCUCUCUAGCAUUGGCCCUUCUUGUAUUCGUAGUUGAUACGAUCACACAAAGGAUCAUUGUAACUCAGGAGCACCGCAAUGAAGGAUCGACGACUAUCGCAUAUUUCUUCCAUCCUGAUUGUGCCUCCGGUGGUGGGGGAGAGAGAGUCCUAUGGGCAGCUAUUCUCGGUCUUCUUAGAGCUAAUAAAGAAGGGACUAUAGUGAUAUAUACAGAUGAGAAAAGCAGUGUCAAUAGGGUACUCCGUGGUGUGUCCGAUCGUUUCGGCAUCCGGUUACCCUCUGGAUCAUCGAAGCGUAUCAGAUUUGUCCACGUGCGAUUCACUCGACUACUUCGCGUGGAGCCAUGGCCUACCCUUACAGUCAUUGGUCAGUCAUUGGGUGCUGCUUUGGUCGCAAUGACAGGUUUUGUCAACGAGAAACCGAAGCGCAUAUUCGUGGAUACCGUUGGCCAGGCCUUCAUAUUCCCUUUUGUCCGGCUCGCAUGUGGUUCAGAUGUCCGGAUUGCCGCUUAUGUUCAUUAUCCCACGAUGAGCUAUGACAUGCUUGCCCGAGUCACUAGCGGAACUGCAAUGUACAAUAACUCCUCCGCUGUGGCGUCAUCGCCUCUUCUAACAAAACUGAAGUCCUUCUAUUAUCGGGCAUUCCUCAAGGUUUAUGGAUUCGCCGGCCGUUUCGCUGAUGUUGUGCUCACCAACUCGACAUGGACUGAUUCUCGCAUAAAAGCAAUCUGGCAAGUGCCAACGACUGUUAUAUACCCUCCAGCUGACCUUAGACGAGGUAGCGGAGAGGGCCCUAGACGUGGGUCGGAUCUGAGACCCAACCUAGUCGUAUCCUUGAGCCAGUUCAGACGGGAAAAGAACCAAUCACUUCAACUGGAAACAUUUGCAAAGGUAUUGGCACGAGUUCCUUCGGCUAGAAUGACUAUGAUGGGUGCUGUACGACCAAAUGUUAUUGAUGACCAGAUUUUGUUGCAAGAGUUGAAAAGCAAGGCUGUGAAACUCGGCAUCGAGGAUAAUGUAGCAUUCAAGCUUAAUGCUCCGUGGCCAGAGGUCCUCGCCGAACUGAACCGAGCACGAGUUGCGAUACAUACGAUGAAGGAUGAGCAUUUCGGGAUUGCUCUGCUCGAGUUCAUGUCAGCUGGAUGUGUCGUGGUGGCGAACAAUUCGGGAGGCCCGAGAGAUGACAUUAUUGGAACGGGCACUGAUGCUGUUGGCUUCCUGUCUGACGAUUCUGAGGACUAUGCAGCUUCUAUUGUGGAGGUCUUGACUGGAUGGUCCAGUCAGAAAAUAACGUCCCUGAGAGACAAGGCUGCGAAGAAGCUAGAUUCAUUCAAUAAUGAUGCUGAGUUUGGUGAUGUUUUUGCAUCCAAGUUGAGCGGGAUUAUGAACUGA
Messenger RNA from Perkinsus marinus ATCC 50983, 2373 nucleotides. Its product is annotated as glycosyl transferase, putative. Gene Ontology annotation, cellular component: endoplasmic reticulum membrane. The transcript is spliced from 17 exons. Gene Ontology annotation, molecular function: GDP-Man:Man(3)GlcNAc(2)-PP-Dol alpha-1,2-mannosyltransferase activity. Bases 1 to 2373 code for a protein of 790 amino acids. The record is from RefSeq and is a predicted model, not a curated record. Gene Ontology annotation, biological process: protein N-linked glycosylation. Lineage: Eukaryota; Perkinsozoa; Perkinsida; Perkinsidae.